AUGGUGUCUUCAACAGCGGUUACGACCAAGGUGACCUCCGGGUCCCCUUACCAACUUGAUAACAAUCAGGUCGUUCGCGCUUCGUCUGCGCUAUUACGACACAUCAAGUCUAAGCAGGAGGAGAAAGAGAAGACAGCAGCAAAAAAGACUCUCAUUGGCGACAACGACGAUGACUCGGAUGAAGAGAACACUCCGCUCCACAACGAAGCAAUCUGGCUCGUGCUCACCACGAAGAAGCAUGUUGUAGACAAGAACCGUUUGAAGCCCGGAAAGAUCAGCAUUCCACACUCCCUCAACUCCUCGUCGUCUCUCAGUGUCUGCCUUAUCACUGCUGACCCGCAACGCGCGGUCAAAAACAUCGUUGCCGAUUCUUCCUUCCCGCAACAUCUCUCUUCCCGCAUCGACAAGGUUAUUGGUUUUUCGAAGUUGAAGUCGAAGUACCAGAGCUUUGAGAGUCGGCGUCAAUUGCUCUCAGAGCAUGAUGUCUUCUUGGCGGAUGAUCGGAUUAUCAUGCGCCUCGUCAACACCCUAGGCAAAAUAUUCUACAAGUCCAGCAAGCGACCGAUCCCCAUCCGUAUUGCCGAGAUCGAGAAGGUAGAUGGCAAAAAGGUGAAAAAGGAUCCCAAGAAAAAGUCCAAAGAUGAGGAUAGCGCUUUCGCUUCUCCUGCGAUCGUCGCUAAGGAGAUUGAGAAGGCUCUCAACUGUGCGGCUGUACACCUUGCGCCGGCCACUACCGCCGCUAUCCGAAUUGGUAACUCUAAAUUUACCGAGCAGCAGCUGGCUGAGAAUGUUGAGGCUGUCGUGAAGGGCUUGGCCGACAAGUUUAUCACCAAGGGCUGGAGGAAUAUCAAGGCUCUCCAUGUAAAGGGUGCGAACACCAUGGCCAUGCCGAUCUGGCUGGCCAGUGAACUGUGGGUCGACGAGGCCGAUGUCGUCGAAGAGGCACCUGAGAACGACACAAAAGCCAUUGAGGGUGCAAAGUCCAAGAAGCGCAAGCAAGCUGGGGAGGACGAGAAGCUACUUGAAGGAACUAAGAAGACCAAGAAAUCUAAGGCUAUUGAGGACGAUGAUGAUGCGGCCGCAAGGAAAGAGAAGCUUCAGAAGCAAAAGGCCAUGGCUUUGGAGGAUGGCAGUGAGCCCGCACCCGGCGCAGGCAAAAAGAAGAGAAAGUCGACUUCAUAA
Molecule: messenger RNA, 1182 nt
Organism: Aspergillus tanneri
Lineage: Eukaryota; Fungi; Ascomycota; Eurotiomycetes; Eurotiales; Aspergillaceae
Exons: 2
Coding region: 1-1182 (393 amino acids)
Source: RefSeq, a predicted model, not a curated record